UCAAAAGACCUCAAUACAAGUUAAGUGAACUUUAAAAUUAAGUUUGUAUUAAAUCUUUUUAAAAUAAGAUUAUCUUUUCAUCCUUGUUAGGAACCUGAGAAAUCCACCUGUGCUUUGGCAGCCUUUAAAACUGAUGCUCUGACAGUCUGAUGUAAAAACAACUGCAGGCGCAGAGAGGCGCAGAUAAUGGAAGGCUUGUUUCGUCUACUGGAAAACUCUGUCACGGUAGUCACCUAAUAAAGUGUUGCCUAUUUUAAUUUCGUCAAAUGGAUCUUUCAGCGCACAAAGGGCAACAUUUUAGAUUUGUCCCCUCUGACUCUCAGAUUUAGGAGGAGUUUGCAGCAGCUCCUAUAAGACUUUUACUAUUUUUCUUUCCCUUUUUUUAAAUCCAAAGCUCAAAGUCUGAUCGGGCGAGCAACGGAUCAACAAUUACACCAGGACCUGUUUGGGGGCAACUUUUUUUUCUCCUCUCCUUGUGCAAAGUCCGUUGGAGUGAACUCAGUCUGGGAAAUGAGCCAAAUCCGUCGACACUUAUCUUGUGGCAACUUUUCGCCUCCCGGGGUCAGGAAAACGGAGCCGGGCGACGAGGCGAGACCUCUGAACAUCAUGGCGCAAAGAGCUGAAGAAGAUGAAAGUUCGGUCCGCUUCACCAAAAGCUGGACAGGAAGUGGUGUCUGCAGACUCAAAGGGUCAGACCGUGAAGCGACUGUCGGACUGGGCUGUGACACGAUGGAGCCACGCUGCUGUCAGGCAGCUGCUGCUCCGCGGGAGGAGCUGUUCGACUGCCGAGUGGGCGACGCUCGCUCCGUCUCCGCCUGCGCCACCAUCUCAGAGACAGCCCGGGAGCUGUGCAGAGCCGUGUCCGUGUCGCUGGGUCUCACCCUGAUGGAGCCGAGCGACGUGGACGCCGCCGCCGCCGCGCUGCCGGCGUGCGUCGCUGCGGGUGACCAGCUGAGCGGAGGGGACUAUUUUUUCACCGCUGACGCGUCCGGUAGUCUGAGCUGUCCCGAAGCUCAGAUGCCGGCUGUCGGCGAGUACCGGUGUCCCGAGAGGGACAAACAACCGGUGGACAUGUUUAAAAGUUCGGAGGUUUCGACCUCCUCCGGCCGCACAUCGUUGUCUGCGAGUGGGCAAAACUUUCCACCGUGCGAGGCUGAGGACUCGGUCCGCGUCUCCUCCUCCUCCUCCUCCUCCUGUCACUUCGCCCCCGACAGCCUGGUUCACUUCGGCCACCCCGCCACCGAGAGACCGUGCCGGGUUUACCACAACCCCCACGACGGAGCUCGGGAGGUCGCGGAGGACGAGCCGGCUGGAUACCACGCAGCGGAGGAGUACAGCGUCCGGGUCAAGUGUGAGGGGAGCGAGGCGUCCGGAGCGGCGUGGGCCGGUAAUUACACCUUCAGCAAGCGGUACAACACGCAGUUCUGGGGCUCCAGGCAGUGCAUGAACGAGUCUGCAGCGGGCACGGCGUUCAUAUGUAACCCGUACGAGGGCAGCGUGGUCCGGCCGGAGCGAUGGUACCCCGGCGGGAUGCUGAGGAGCCCCCAUCAACCCCACCACCCCCAUCACAACCCCGGAGACGUGAAGAGCGAAGUGGGGGACUGGCUGGACGUGGUCUACAACGACUCAAGGUUUGAGGCAAGUCGAGAGCACAUGUUUCCCAUGGAGUUCUUCUUCCCUCCCCAGAGAACGUGUCUGAUUUGCUCGGACGAGGCAUCUGGCUGUCAUUAUGGUGCGCUCACAUGUGGCAGCUGCAAGGUUUUCUUCAAAAGAGCUGCCGAAGGAAAACAGAAAUACCUGUGUGCGAGCAAAAACGACUGCACCAUUGAUAAGUUAAGAAGAAAGAACUGCCCCUCUUGCCGGCUGAAGAAGUGCUUUGAAGCUGGAAUGACUCUUGGAGCACGCAAACUAAAGAAGAUCGGACAACAGAAAAACCCAGAGGAGGAUCAUUCAGUUCAGGAUCCAGCUGAAGUUCCCCACAACAUUUCUCUGAAGGCAGGUCCGAACUUCAACUCCCAGCUGUUUUUCCUCAACAUCCUCGAGUCCAUCGAGCCCGAGGUGGUGAAUGCAGGACACGACUGCGGCCAACCAGACUCGGCUGUCAGCUUGCUCACCAGCCUGAAUGAGCUGGGAGAGAGACAACUGGUCAAAGUGGUCAAAUGGGCAAAGGGAUUGCCAGGUUUUAGAAACCUCCAUGUGGAUGACCAGAUGACCAUCAUCCAACAGUCAUGGAUGGGGGUGAUGGUGUUUGCGUUGAUAUGGAGGUCCUAUAAGAACGUUAACGGCAGGAUGCUUUACUUUGCCCCGGACCUCGUCUUUAAUGAGCAUCGGAUGCACGUCUCCACCAUGUAUGAGCACUGCAUGCGGAUGAGACAUCUGUCCCAGGAGUUUGUGCUGCUGCAGAUCACUCAGGAGGAGUUCCUCUGCAUGAAGGCCCUGCUGCUCUUCAGCAUCAUUCCCGUCGAGGGCUUGAAAAGCCAGAAGUACUUCGACGAACUUCGCCUCACCUACAUCAAYGAACUGGAUCGUCUGAUUAAUUAUCAAAUGAUGACAAACUGUCCUCAGAGGUUCUACCAGCUCACCCGGAUCCUGGACUCUCUGCAGAUGACAGUAAAGAAGCUCCACCAGUUUACGUUUGACCUCUUCGUCCAGGCUCAGUCUCUUCACCCGAAGGUCAGCUUUCCAGAGAUGAUCGGAGAAAUCAUCUCAGUCCACGUCCCAAAGAUCCUGGCAGGUUUGGCCAAACCCAUCUUGUUCCACAAGUAGAAGGACUUCUUCCUUUUUAUCCCCAUCAGAACAUGUAGAAAAUGCUGCCUUGAUGAACUUUAAACAAAAAGGCUGGAAACUGUUUCUMCACCUCUCCAGCUCAGUCCUGUUUUUACUUAAUUGUACUUUGUUUUGGUUAGUUUUUUCCCACCUUUUACUCAUAAGUGUGCUCAUUAUGUUAAGAGCUGUGAGGUCUAAUCUGGAGACAGCUCGCCAGUUUCAGAAGGAAACAGAACUCAGUUUUUAAAUCAGGAUGAAGUUCCAGGGUUAAAAUCGUGGUUUUCACAAAAAAGAAAAGAAAAAAA
This is a messenger RNA of Austrofundulus limnaeus, 3071 nucleotides long. RefSeq names its product androgen receptor (gene ar). Gene Ontology annotation, biological process: regulation of DNA-templated transcription. The record is from RefSeq and is a predicted model, not a curated record. The transcript is spliced from 8 exons. The coding region runs from base 511 to 2766 and encodes 751 amino acids. Gene Ontology annotation, molecular function: sequence-specific DNA binding; zinc ion binding; DNA-binding transcription factor activity. NCBI's taxonomy places the organism in Eukaryota, Metazoa, Chordata, Actinopteri, Cyprinodontiformes, Rivulidae.